Acanthisitta chloris (rifleman) is the source of this 1297-nucleotide messenger RNA. RefSeq names its product inhibitor of growth family, member 3 (gene ING3). Bases 119 to 1267 code for a protein of 382 amino acids. Gene Ontology annotation, cellular component: NuA4 histone acetyltransferase complex. Lineage: Eukaryota; Metazoa; Chordata; Aves; Passeriformes; Acanthisittidae. Gene Ontology annotation, biological process: regulation of DNA-templated transcription. The transcript is spliced from 11 exons. The record is from RefSeq and is a predicted model, not a curated record.
GCUGGUCCCGAAGGCUUUUUCGGUGGCACGUCCCAAACUCUUUAGAUUUUUGGUCCCUAAGAGCAGUGAUGGUGGUUUGGAACAUGAGUUGCGCCCUGCUCCUUCAGCAGGCAAUGCAAUGGAUCAGCUCGAGCAGAGGGUAAAUGAAUUUUUUAUGAACGCAAAGAAAAACAAACCCGAAUGGAGAGAAGAACAAAUGACAUCAAUCAAAAAAGAUUAUUAUAAGGCUUUGGAAGAUGCAGAUGAGAAAGUGCAACUGGCUAAUCAAAUAUAUGAUCUGGUAGACCGUCAUUUGAGGAAAUUGGACCAGGAACUUGCUAAAUUUAAGAUGGAACUUGAAGCAGAUAAUGCUGGAAUUACAGAAAUAUUAGAGAGACGGUCUCUGGAGCUGGAUACACCAUCACAGCCUGUGAAUAACCAUCACGCCCACUCUCACACUCCAGUAGAGAAAAGGAAACACAAUCCAUCUUCUCACCACAGUACAACAGACCAUGUUCCUGAAAAGAAGUUUAAAUCUGAAGCUCUUCUAUCCACCCUGACUUCAGAUGCUUCUAAAGAAAAUACACCAGGGUGUCGAAACAAUAAUUCAUCAUCCUCUUCAAACAAUGCAUACAAUACAAACUCUUCUCAACCAUUGGCAUCAUAUAACCUGGGCUCAUUAUCUUCAGGAUCUGGGGCCGGUGCAAUUACCAUGGCAGCAGCUCAAGCAGUGCAAGCCACAGCACAGAUGAAGGAGGGAAGACGAACAUCCAGUCUAAAAGCCAGCUAUGAAGCAUUUAAGAACAAUGACUUUCAGCUUGGAAGAGAAUUUUCAUUGUCCAGGGAUUCCACUGGAUAUUCGUCAUCAGCUCUGGCAUCUACAUUAACACAGACGUUAAGUUCAUCAACCACAGAUUCACGGAGUGGCAGGAAAAGCAAAAACAACAACAAAUCCUCAAGCCAGCAGUCCUCAUCAUCUUCUUCUUCUUCCUCUCUGUCAUCAUGUUCUUCUUCAUCUGCACUGGCACAAGAACUGUCUCAGCAAACAGCAGUAAUACCAGAGUCUGAUUCUAAUAGCCAGGUUGACUGGACCUAUGAUCCAAAUGAGCCACGUUACUGCAUUUGUAAUCAGGUGUCCUAUGGUGAAAUGGUAGGCUGUGAUAACCAAGACUGCCCUAUUGAGUGGUUCCACUAUGGAUGUGUUGGACUGACCGAAGCACCGAAAGGGAAGUGGUACUGUCCACAGUGUACAGCUGCAAUGAAGAGAAGAGGCAGUAGACAUAAAUAAGUUUCAUCAUCUGGAAAACAAAUUACAUAC